CAAUUCAUAUAAUUUGAAAUAAAUAUUCAUUUAGUAUACGUUGGAUGCAGUUUGGUCAAAUAAUACCACAACGAAAUGAUAAAGGAUGUUAUGAUAGUCCAUUUUACUGUAAAAGUCUAAGAAAUCGUCGGCGCAAAUUACUUAGUUAUUUAAAUAAACUGCUUUAUGAAAAUCCUACAAUGAGCAUGGAGUUACAUGAGAAGGAACAAACUAACUUAUUGAAGGAUAUUGGACAUCCUACUGAAAAUAAUAGUGAAUUGUGGGAUGACUGGAGCAAUUGGAGUAUAUGCAGUGUAACAUGCGGAAGUGGUCGUCAAGUUCGUUGGCGUCAUUGUUCAGCAGAACAUUGCAUAAAAGGAUUAAAGAGAGCACAAAUAAAAGCAUGCCGUUUAAAAAAAUGUGAUUCUAAAGAUAUUCUUCACUGGCUUGGCAUUAAAUCCAAAUAGUUCUAUUAAAAACAGAGAAUACAUUGUUAUAUUUUAAGUUUAUACAGAAGUACGAACAUAAGAUUUUGACUUUAAUUCUAUAUUCUACAUUAAAAUGAACCUUUUCUUUCGAUGAAAUCGUAUUUAACUUUAACUAAAUUUUACACAUUAUAUUUAAUAGAUGUAAUAAUCAAUGGUAUUUCUGUCUGUAUUAUUUGCUGCUAUUUAUCGAUAAAUUUCUAUUUUUUCAUUCUUUGCUUUAGUAUUUCCGCUCUAUUAAAAAAGUGAAAGAUAUUACACAUUUUAAUACAGUUUACGUACAUACAUAUGUACAUAUAUCUGCGAUACAUUACGAAAUUAUUAUAGCACAUUUGUAUAUGCAUAUGCAUAUUGUUCUAAAUUAAACUUUCGGUAACGUUGGGAACGAUAUAUAUAUAAAUGAUGGUAAAAAACCAUUAAACACUUACUUUGCCGUGAUAAAGACUUUU
Messenger RNA from Bombus pascuorum, 913 nucleotides. RefSeq names its product A disintegrin and metalloproteinase with thrombospondin motifs adt-2. Lineage: Eukaryota; Metazoa; Arthropoda; Insecta; Hymenoptera; Apidae. Bases 45 to 446 code for a protein of 133 amino acids. The transcript has 2 exons. The record is from RefSeq and is a predicted model, not a curated record.